Pipistrellus nathusii (Nathusius's pipistrelle) is the source of this 159-nucleotide messenger RNA. Lineage: Eukaryota; Metazoa; Chordata; Mammalia; Chiroptera; Vespertilionidae. The record is from the annotation of a GenBank genome assembly.
AUGGGAUGCCACGUGAGCAAGACCGCCCAGGUGGCGGGGGAGCCCCAGGCACCCCGAGAGCAGCCCUCAGGAGAAGAUCCCGGGCUGGAGGCCGACCCCGAGGCCGAGGCUGGCAACGACACCCCGAUGAAGGAUGGCGCCCCCGAGCCUCAGAGCUGA